Lactuca sativa (garden lettuce) is the source of this 909-nucleotide messenger RNA. RefSeq lists its product as uncharacterized. Lineage: Eukaryota; Viridiplantae; Streptophyta; Magnoliopsida; Asterales; Asteraceae. Gene Ontology annotation, molecular function: nucleic acid binding. Gene Ontology annotation, biological process: DNA integration. The record is from RefSeq and is a predicted model, not a curated record.
AUGAAGAUAGUUUCCCGGAAGAGUUUGACGGUGAUCAUGGGGGAAGAACCAUGGUAUCCAGAUAUUGCAAAUUACUUGGCUGGCGACUACCUUCCGAAUGGCCUCACUCAUCAACAUAACAAAAAGCUCUUUUUAGAAAUUAAAUAUUAUUUCUGGGAUAAGCCAUAUCUUUUUAGGAGUUGUAUGGAUGGAAUCAUAAGAAGAUGCGUUUUUGGCAAGGAAAUUCGAGACAUAUUAGGGCAUCUCCACAAUGGACCGGCAGGAGGACAUCAUUGGGUACAAUACCAUGCUAAAAAAGUGUUUGAUGCAGGUUUCUAUUGCCCUACUAUCUUCAAGGAUGUUGCUACUCAUGUAAGGGAAUGUGAUGGUUGCCAAAGUACAGAUUUGGAGUGCCUAAGGCGUUCAUUAGCGAUAAAGGGUACCCACUUUGCUAAUGAUCAACUAGAAAAAGUGUUGCAAAAAUAUGGGGUACGCCAUAGAUUUUCAACACCUUACCAUCCACAAACAAAUGGGCAAACCGAAAUUACAAAUAGGGCACUCAAAAGAAAAUUGGAGAAAUCGGUGGGGAAUAAUAGAAAAUUUUGGGCAGACAAAUUGGAUGAUGCACUUUGGGCAUUUAGGACCGCAUUCAAGACACCCACUGGAACCACUCCCUAUAAGCUAGUGUAUAGUAAAAAUUGUCAUUUACCCGUGGAGCUUGAACAUAAGGCCUAUUGGGCAUUGCAAACAUGCAAUUUUGAGCCAAAUGAGUUGCGUGCAAAUAAACUUUUGCAAAUGAAUGCAUUGGAAGAAUUGAGAAAUGAGUCUUACACUAACUCAUUGAUUUAUAAAGACAAGACCAAAAGAUGGAAUGAUGCAAGGUUAAAGGAAAAUGUCCAGGAGAGGCCACAGUUCUGGAAGCAGCCAUAG